UGCUCAUCCUUUUUCUCCUAGCUGGCGUCACCCCCCGUACCAUUUGUUUAACCUUCCCAUCUGUGACCUUCUCGGUCUCGUAGACUCGGCAGCGGAAUUAAAAGAGAGGUAGAGAAGGGGAAGCGGAUCUUGAAGGUUUCCUUCCGCUACUAUCGCAGCGACAAAAGGAGAAGCGUUCAAUAGAGAGAGGUAGAGAAGGGGGAGCGGAUCUUGAAGGUCUCCUUCCACUUCUAUCGCAGCGACAAAAGGAGAAGCGUUCCCUAUUGACUCACAGAAGCAAAGCAAGACUUGGAGACAGAGGACCGACAAGAAGAGAGAGAAGAUGCAGUCGGGAUAUGGAGGAGUGUCUGAGAUCCAACAAUUCAUGGUGGAUAGCUGCGGCUCUUCCCUCUUCUCCAUGUCUACGGCGAACCCAAACCCUGCAGCAGCAGCAGCUGGGGCGGCCGCGGCCACCCCCACCAACAUCCACUCCGCGGCCCUUCACCCCCUCAAGUACCAUCCCCUCCCUCAACCUCACCACCCGCAACCCCUGCCGCCGCCGCCGCUGCCUCCCCACUUCUCCCACUUCCACUCCAUCCCCAUCACCCAGCAGCUCUUCCAUCAGACCACCCACCCGUUCCAGCUCUUCCACCCUCAGCAACACUAUCUUGAACCCAGAAGGUUCAUUCCGCAGCACCACCUCGGCCUCGACCAGGAGUCGGCUCCCGAGACCUCCCCCUCGCCAACACGAAUCAUCCCCGGUAGCAGCGGCGGCGGAGGGCCGUCGUUCUUGUCGGCCUCCAUGAGCUUUAAGCUGGCGGUGAACGAGAGCAGCGGUGGCGGCAGCCCACAGGGGAUGAAUGAUGAUGACGGCAUUUUGCAAGGAGAUGAUGCGUCGGAGAGUCGCCUCCACCACUGGCAGAGAGAAGAUGAUGAGUCUGCCAUCAAAGAGCUGUCAUGGAGGCCACUGGAUAUAGACUACAUCAGCAGGAACAACAAGAGAUGCAAGGACGAGGAGCCCGCCGCCUCAAAUGGCCGCUACACCAAGAAGAGCAAAGAGGUAGCCGGAUCCGAUCAUGUGCAAGUCGCCGGCGGCGGUGGCAGCAGCAACUACAAGAUCUUCAGCGAACUCGAAGCUAUCUGCAAGCCCGGAGGCAGCAGCACGAACCGCGAUGGUGGUACCAAUAGGACUGGCUCAGGCUCUGCUCUCACCGGCGAUGAGACCCCUCUCUUGCAUGUCACCCCAACGGCUCCCCUGGGACUGCCUGCGGCCGAUCGCGUCGGCGGAUCGGAGACGUCGGCAGGAGAAGAGGCAACGGCCCAGGAGUUCUCUAAGGGAAACGGGAGGCGGAGGAGGAAGCGGUGGCAGCGACAGCUGAGCUCGGUGGCCACCUUCUUCGAGAGCCUCGUGAAGCAGCUCAUGGACCACCAGGAGGGCCUCCACGGGAAGUUCUUGGAGGUGAUGGAGAGGAGAGAGAAGGAGAGGACCAGCCGCGAGGACGCGCGGAGGAAGCAGGAGGCGGCGAAGUCCAGCCGUGAGGCUGCAGCGAGAGCGCAAGAGCGGGCUCUCGCCUCCUCCCGCGAGGCCGCGAUCAUCUCCUUCAUCGAGAAGAUCACCGGUGAGAGCCUGAAUCUCCCUUCCAAGCCCCAAUUCCCAUCUCUCACACCCGACGCCGACGACGCCAACAAGGAGGACAACACCACCGACACCGACAACCGCCAAAUUGAGCCGUGCUCCGUCACCUUCAACAAUGGCGAUCCAGAUAGCAACAAGGUGUUUCCGAGUACACGUCGAUGGCCGAAACCGGAGGUCCAGGCACUGAUCCGCGUCCGAAGCGGGCUCGAGUCGAGGUUCCAGGAGCCGGGGCUGAAGGGGCCACUGUGGGAGGAAGUUAGCGCGGCGAUGGCGACGAUGGGCUACCACCGGAGCGCCAAGCGGUGCAAGGAGAAGUGGGAGAACAUCAACAAGUACUUCCGGAAGACGAAAGAAAGAGGGAAGAAGCGGCCGCAGCACUCCAAGACCUGCCCUUACUUCCACCAGCUGGACCAACUCUACUCCAAGUCUCACAACCACACGCCUAAUCCUUCCACCUCUUCCCCUAAUGCAGAUGUAGCCACCGCCAAUGCUUCUCGAGGCAGUGAUGACCGACGGAAAGACAACUCCGAUCUACUCGACGCGAUCAUGGCACCUAACGAUGGCCACAGCUUCAAGUUCUCUGAUAUGGCCACUUUAGGAUUCGAUUUCAGCAGCAAAGGCGACGAGAGCGAUCAGGCUACUGCUGCGAAGGGCUCUCUCGUGUCUCAUCCGGAGCACGAUGAUGGAGAAGAUGAAGAUGACGACGACCAGGGUGGGGGUGGCGGUGGCGGUGGGGAACAGUACGAAGAAGAAGAAGAAGAAGAAGAAGAAGAAGAAGAAGAAGAAGAAGGGGGAGAAGGCCAAGGCCAAGGCCAAGAAAACCUCUGCAGACCAAGGCUUCCGCUCGAUCAAGAGGAGGACGAGCUGCAUGAUUCCAGCGUCUUCUUCCAACGCCUCCGAUCCUAAAGUUGCAGACACGUAAUGCGCUCUCCUCCUCCUCCUCUCUCCUCCACAUCCUCCCCCUGAGCUCACAUCCAAUCAGGCCGUAUAGAUUAGUUCUAGUAGCUGAAUCCAAUAAACCAUGCUUGUAUAUUCGACCUAUCAAGCAGAAAUUAUAGGUGUACUGUAUCAUUUCCUUC
This is a messenger RNA of Musa acuminata AAA Group (dessert banana), 2694 nucleotides long. Its product is annotated as trihelix transcription factor DF1. Bases 323 to 2521 code for a protein of 732 amino acids. The record is from RefSeq and is a predicted model, not a curated record. The transcript is spliced from 2 exons. NCBI's taxonomy places the organism in Eukaryota, Viridiplantae, Streptophyta, Magnoliopsida, Zingiberales, Musaceae.